Corythoichthys intestinalis (scribbled pipefish) is the source of this 14648-nucleotide messenger RNA. It is a transcript of the gene pparab, whose product is annotated as peroxisome proliferator-activated receptor alpha b. The coding region runs from base 7278 to 8702 and encodes 474 amino acids. The transcript is spliced from 10 exons. Gene Ontology annotation, biological process: positive regulation of transcription by RNA polymerase II; hormone-mediated signaling pathway; positive regulation of fatty acid metabolic process. NCBI's taxonomy places the organism in Eukaryota, Metazoa, Chordata, Actinopteri, Syngnathiformes, Syngnathidae. Gene Ontology annotation, molecular function: nuclear receptor activity; RNA polymerase II cis-regulatory region sequence-specific DNA binding; DNA-binding transcription repressor activity, RNA polymerase II-specific. The record is from RefSeq and is a predicted model, not a curated record. Gene Ontology annotation, cellular component: nucleus.
UUAGUUUAGGCUUAAGGUAGGGUUAUCAAAUUUAUCCCGAUAACGGCGGUAAUUACAUUUUUUAAAAAAUGUAUCACGUUAAAAUAUUUAACGCAAUUAAUGCAUGCGCAGCGCGACCCACCCACGCAUUGUCGCGCUCAAUCUGUAAUGGCGCCGUCUUACCUAUAUAGAGAGAUAAAAGGCAGCGUAAAAUGAGUAAAGUGAAUUUUGGCAGCCUUUGGAGCCUUUUUUUAAUUGGCUAAAGCCUUACAAUCCCUCUCCCUAUGAUUAGAAAUAUCAUGGGAAGCAAAGUGGGGAAGCAAGGUAGCAAUUGAUCUUAUUCUUAACACCUUAUGUUAUGUCCCAACGCAGAGAAGAUAUAUCAAUUGGUAGCACUACGCACAGUCAUGGUUCCACUUCCCAUCAUGCAUUUGAGCAUGGCUACAGUAUCAUUUACUGAAAUCUCAACAAAUACACUAGAUGGCAAUAUUUAGUCACAAUAUACAAAGUCACAAGUCUUUCUAUCCCUUGAUCCCUCUCACAGAAAGAAUGUUAUAAUAAUGUAAAUGCCAUCUUGAGGAUUUAUUGUCAUAAUAAACAAAUACAGUACUUAUGUACUGUAUGUUGAAAGUAUAUAUUCGUCCGAGUUUUAUUCAUUUUUUUUCUUAAUGCACUGCCAAAAUGUACUGUAUAUGAUCGGGGAAAAUUAUUGGGAAUGAUUGGAAUUGAAUCGGGAGCAAAAAAAAAAUCGGAUCGGGAUCGGCAGAUACUCAAACUAAAACGAUGGGGAUCGGAUAGGGAGCAAAAAAAACAUGAUCGGAACAACCCUAGUACUUACCUUUUUUCGAUCCAAAAACUCUGUGCAGCAUGUAUCACCCAGUGUCAAGACACAGCUGUGAAUGGCCACAGCCGGACUUUUUGGGGAUUUUAUGGGUGAAACACGGUAAUAUGACAAGGGUCGCGAUUCAGAAAUCGUAGACAUCGAGUGGUUAAGAUUUACCCUUUUUAAAUGUUUUUUUUUUUCCAAUAUUUGUUUGGAUCGAUUAUAUAUCAUCUAAAAUAACAAGGGGAAAUGCGACAGUAACAAAAAAAAAAAAUUGAACUAAGCGAUCGUUUUGAGGUAAAUAUCCGUCACCUAUUUACAAACACUAUUUAUUUCAUUGUGAUGUAAUUUUUUUUUAAAGUUUACGAUAUGCGAGUGAAUAAUUUUUUAAAGUCGUUUUUUUUUUAAAGUAGAUAUUAAACAUCAAUUAAUUAUUCUAAGCUAAAAAUGAUAGACAUUUCGAAUAAUAUAAUACUUUUUAUAGCUGAAUUGAAACAAAAGCGGUUGCGUGGUGUCUGUAAACGGGGGUCUCGAGGGUAAAAUGGACAAAUUAAGAAUAGUUUGGGGGCUUAAUGCGCCAUGAAACUGCUAUGGCAGCAUAUAGACCUAUUGUUCUAUCAAACACAACAGUUCUUUUGGCUUAAAGUACAGCAGUUUAUUUUAAAUAGGGGUGCAAGAGCAGAAACUGCAUUUUCAGCCGUGUCUGUUUCUCGCCAUAUAUAUAUGUAUAUUACAGAUUGACAGAUUGCAUUAGGUUACCUGUCUGUAUGUAUUAUUGCAGUGUUUUGCAUUCAAUGUUAGCAGGGAAGCUGGAAAUGUUUGUAAAUUUAUUGGCAUGUUUUGUGUUUUAACCCUUUAAGGUCUGGGCCUAUUUUGUCUGAUUUUGCAUGCCUUUGAAGUUGCCUUUAUAUUUCAAAGAAACAGUUGUUUACGAUGGCCUGGUUUGGUGCCUUUUUUUGUGACACCUUGAACUUCAUGUCCAAACUGUUGUUUCCUUCACUGACCAAUUAUAAAUAAUCAUUUUGGGCCCAAAAAGACCAAAAAUUCCAAAAUCGUUUUGUCAAAAUUUUUAAUCUUGAUGUCCAAUUGACAACCAAACAUGCGUAACGAACCGUUUUGAAACUUUGUAAUAUUUAUUCAACAUGUUAGGAUGAAAAUUCAACCCAAAAAAUUUAGAAUAAAUAAUCUUAUAUUUGACAAUUCAACAUAAACAACAGGUAUAGCCAUAGGCGUUUUUUUGCCUUUAUACAUGCUCUAGUCAAAACAGGUUAUAUACAGCAGACCGAACAGUGAAAAAAUAUAUACCAUCUAACACAAAAAGUUUCUUGAACACACAUUUAUAUACACAAACUGAGAAGACUGAUUGUGGGGAAAAAAAAAAUAUAUAUAUAUGUAUAUAUAACAUUGGGGGAAAAAAGUAUUUUCAAAAAUAUUUACAAUAAACAAGUUAAAUUUUUUUCAGGCAUGCCACUCCGAAAAGCAGUUUCGUCCUGGAAUUCGACACAGGGCGACAUCGCACAGCCCACACUUCCAUGGGGUGUCGGUCCUUUUUCCACCCUUCCGCCCUUCCAUUUUCAUUUCAUUUUACUUUCAUUGUCACUAUAAAUGUACAUGAAAAAAAGUCAGUAUUUAUGAAAAUAAUAAAGUAUAAAAUAAAAAUAUAUACAGCAAUAAAUAAUAAUGGAAAUCUAUAUGUAUGACAAUAGAAAGAAUACCAUAGCUGAAUAUGUGCUACAUCCCUAAUCUUCAUAUAGAAAGAAGAUCACCACAAUUAUAAAUUCCUGCCUUGGAUACACACAGUGCACGUACGACUUUGAUCUGAUAUGCAAAUUUUAUUAUUAUAUACACAAACACACACUUAUAUUGCAUCAAAAUUAACUUUGUCUUGCAAUAUCAAAAGAAACUUUCUCAGCACAAAAAAAAAAAAAAAAAAGUGAGUUUGCUUACCUCUGCUCGUCGAUGGCGUCACCCACGUGUUCAAAUCCGUCACUAUCUUCAGUCGAGGACUCUUCCGAAGAAGACGAUGAUGACGAAUUUGGACCAUCCUCUUGCUCAAGUUGAUCAAAAAGCACAAUUGCUUGCGCUAAAUUUAGUUUUCCGUUCAUCUCAAAGUCACACAAAGUCGCUGCUCGAUCCAAACGGCCGUCGCUCGCCGCCACACUGCUUCAGAACACUCGUCCCUCUCGUUCGGUGGAACCUCGCACGGCAGUUAUAUUUAUUUAAAAAAAAACGCAUUUUGUGCUUCCACUGUGACUUCGAAGGGGUUCGUUUGAUUUGUGUUUUUUUCAUGGAGUUUCCGUUUUGAAAAAGGACAAGAAAUGAUGGAAAUAUAGACAUAAACAAAUGUUUUUUUGAGAGGACAAUAAAACUAUAAAACUUAAAUGACAAUAUCUCACGUUUUAGGUGGUCGAUUGACUUCAAAUAAUAACGAGAGUAAACCGCAACUUCCGCACUUUAAAACGAGACAAACCAACGGCAUGUGGGUGACGUAAUUAAAACGUGAGGGCGCUUCAAAUACGACGUGUGCUGAGGACGCGCCGGCGCGUCCUUCGACUCUCAAGGGUUAAUAUACAAUGUGUGUAAAAAGCUUUCAAUGCUAGGCGGCUCCAGUAUUUCCUGACUGUAGCCGACAGCCUACAAUCUACGCCUACAUAUCUCAUGCAUCUAGAACUACAUGCAAAAUGACAGACUCGGUAGCGUUGGUAAACAGCUGCCAUUUUAGAGCAGUAAACGUCUCAGAAAGGCUGUGUUGUAGUGAACCUUCCUAGCGAACCUGAGUAACUUUUUAACCAAAAUACUCCUAAAUCGGCAAAAUCUUGACUUGAGUCUAUCUUUAAAGGAUGAAACAGUUUUAAAAUGUUCACAUGUCGAAAGUAGACGGAAGGGAACUAAUGCAAAAACGGGAGUAAUUUUAUCAACUUUAACGGUUGAUUCACAACAUUAAAUGACCUCCAAACAUAGCAAAGGUUACUGUUUUUUUUUUUUUUUUUUUUUUAAAUGAAAAACGAAAAACAUUAAAUGUAACACCAGUUACUUUGCCAAGUAACUUUUUUACUACUGUGUAUUUCAAUAGUCAGUCACCACACUAGCCAAAGAGCUAAGAGGCAUUUUAACAGUCGAAAAUGUUUACAUUUUAAGUGUGUUUUUUUAUUUUCCUAAAAGCAAAAUAAAGGCAGUUUAAAAAAAAAAACAUUCAAAACGCUAACCGAAACUGAACCGAAACCGUGAUCCCAAAACCGAGGUUCAAACCGAACCGUGGGCUAACUGAACCGUUGCACCCCUCGUUAACAUACUGGCCACGUUCGCAUUUCUUUGUUCAUGCAUCAUGUAACAUUAUCAUACUGUACAUUUAUUCAGCAUGUUUUCUCUAUUGUAUUUUUAUUUUAAAUUGCCUUUCAAGAUGACAUAUCUGUUCUAUAUGUUGGAUUUUAUCAUGUACAUUUCCCCCAAAAAUGCGACUUAUACUCAGGUGCGACUUAUAGUCCGAAAAAUACGGUAACUCACAUUAUUUUCUUGUGCCCUCAGGAUGCUUUACUAUGUACAAUUUUGCAUACACGCAGCAUUUGGUUCUGCAUAUUAAUCAGUUGUUAUGAAUCAUAAUGUUGAUCACAAGAUGCCAAAUUUAAAAUCAUUAUUAAAUUUUGUAAUUAUCUGCCGAUAAUUAAAAAGGUACGCCAGCUAGGUUUUACAUGAGUUGAUCUAUACAAAAUAAAUAUUAUUAUUGUAUUGUUCCACCACGUAAAAGUACAAUAAUACACUUUGGCAGCACUUUUUUAGUGUAGCAGGUGUGAAGAUGAUAAUGAAUCCACAUGGUGCCUAGUGGAGUGCCAAAAUCAGACUUUAUAACUUCGCAAAAUGGGCCAGUGCCAUUUUGGCAUACGAAAAUGACCCACAUUAAUAAGAAGGUGUGUUCUAGAGACGAGAAAGGUUGUGUACCCGGCUGGCGCCGUUGAGUGAAAGGGCGCUUGCCUUAAAAGUGCAGAGUCAGCGUCAGCCUUAUGUCUCCUCGUCCACAGCCAGCACAGUGUGAACUCCCAAGGCCACGUUCUCUACCACAUUCUCUAUUUUCAUGAAGAUGGCGAAGAUAAGCGGACAGAAUGUUUGAAAGUAGGCACAAUUAGUGCACGGAAUCCUGUGAAAAUAAUUUAAAGUUGGAGUUUAGAACCAUCUAUCAUCCCUUUACAAUAAAAGUAUUUUUAUUCAAUCAUCUUUAAAAAAAAACAAAAAAAAAAAACACACACACACAACUGUCUUACCCUUUUUCAAAAGCAAAAUUAAAAAUGUCCAUAAGACUCAGUCUAACCCGAAAACAAAAAAACUCCCAAAAAACCCUUUCUUGCAGUGUUAACAUAAAAACAAAUUUUCUACAUCGUCACUCCUCUAUAAUGUUAUAGAUUUGCGUUAACUUCAAAAUUGGAAUUAUGACAAUGAUGUUGAAUAACUGUAAAUUGUUUAAUAAUAGCAAAGAAAGCAACAAUUAAAAUUGCUGAGUUAUAUUUUGGUUGAAUGAAUGCACCAUGAGGGAAGUUUUACUGUUUAUGAAAUAUAGCUGUUAACACAAAAGACUGUAGCUAUUAAAUAUUUUUUAAAAUUCAUGAUUCUACCAAAACUUUUUGAAACAGUUAUUUCUUGGGUCCUGAUAAGUGUGAAGGGCUCAGAAUAUGAUACACACUUCUGUUUCAGGUUCGGCUACAUGUCAGUUACAGGUUAUUCAUGUUACUGCACUAAAUAAGGGUUUUUCUAGUAGAUACAUUUUUUUUUUUUUUUUUUUUAAAUAUGAUUCAAUGGUUACCGGUUUUUUACUGAAACAUAUUAGAAAAUCAGCAAAAAUAUUGUUUUCCAAAGUGAGAGAUGUUAUCUAAAUUUGAUUGAACACAAAAAAGAUAUGUCUGCUUAAACUGAGAAUCCAAGAAAUCAAAUCUGAAAUUGUACACAAUUAUUAAAUGGCUCUAAAAAGUUAACAAAAUACUUGUCACUUGUUUGAUAAUUUGAAGACAUCAAUUGUUGCACCUCUGAAGACAGCCUAAAGUUGUUUAAAAGUUGAACAUGGAUUGUGUAUUCCAUUAUUUGUAAAUAAAAUAUUCGGAUGUUAAAAAAGUAAAAAUGCUUGUGCUCACGUAAGUGGUGCAAGAAUACUGUCCUAAGUUCGUGCUGCAACACAACUCAAACGUUCACUUCUGCAAUAUGCCAGUAAAAAUAAGAGAAAUACUCAAAUGAACAAAAUGACUACUCGGGACAAACCUGUAAUUAUGCAGCUUUUACUUAAAAAGCCUAACCAACAUAUUUUGGGAUAUUAAAAUGGAUGCACUUGAACCACAAUUUGUACCUGAUAUUUAAUUUUCCUACCAGGCAUCACCUAAGAGCCUUGAGAUGGGUCAAUUAUCUCUGCAUUGUUGAUGAUUUCAAACUAUUCAUCCUCAAUUCAAUGCCUUUUGAUAUCUCAAGAGCUCUAAUAUGAUUAAGCCAAAUGAAAUGGUAGCUAUUAUAAUUAGAUUCUUACCUAGAUGUUGUACUCAUUGCAGCCUCUUUUCACCAGCAUCCAGACCCCCCUAACCCUCACACAUUUUUUAAAAAAUAUUGUGUCAUUUCUGAGUGAAAACAACAUAAUUCGUGAAAGAAUUCGGGCAUGUACAUGCAAAACUCAGAAGGUGCUUUGCAAUGAUUCAAAUUAGGACGUCAACUAUACACACAAGAUUUGUGGCACAACCGAAAAGAAAAUCGAAAUGAUCCAGAAGUUAAAUUGACUCUAUAUUGUAUAGCUUCAUCACGGUGUGCAGUUAUUUUGCUGUUAACAUAAGAAACAUUGAUAGACAUGUGGUCAAUAUGUGGAAUCAGAUUUUUUUUCCAAAAUGCAGUUUUCACAUAAAAUCAUAUUACGGCACACUGAUGGUUGCUUAAUAUUUAUUUUUACGUUGCAGCUUUAGUCCUGAUGGAGGACAAUACAUUGGGCUGCUGUCUGGUUGGCAGCAGUAGUUGGAGCCAGGGCGCGUCCCUCUUCGGAGAGGUGGACCCGCACUCUGAGGUCCGAACACCCAUCAGGUCCGCAUACUGGCUGCCUGCUCUUGCUCAGCAGAACCCUUCAGUUGCUUCUCCUCGUAUUUGCUUCCUCACUUUUCUGCAGCCUGCCAGACAACGUGAGACCCGACUUGAACUCCGGUCAGAGUCCAAGCCCGAAGCUGAGAUUGCGGGCCCGAAUCGUAAGCUGGGAGAAGCGGAGGAGGACGGGAGGGUGCCGCAGGUUCGCUGGAAAAGUGUCGCCGAAUUCCCCAUCCCUGGAAGAAAGGAGCCCGAGUUCGAAUGUCGUUGUGAGGCUCAAUGCUGUGAAGUCAGGCACUGACGCACCUUCCGUCGUGGAGUCCUGCUGCCAUGCUGCACCACUCUUCCGCCAAGAUAAGGUUCACAAGGAUGAUCUUCAUGGUGCCCAGGAGUCUGAGGAGUGAGCUCGCCGGCCUUCCGUCCUUCUCUCGGUCUCGUCAUGGUCGACAUCGAGAGUCACUACCACCCGCCCUCGCCCUUGGAGGACUCGGUGUUGGGUAGCCCUCUGUGCGCCGAUGACGACUUCAUCGGUGGCAUGGAGGAGCUCCACGACAUAUCACAGUCCAUCGACAGCAGUAACCUCAGCUCUUACGACGCCCCGGAGUACCAAUCGUCCAGCAAUGGCUCUGAAGGCUCCGCUGUCUUUGAUGCCCUAACGCCGGCUUCCAGCCCAUCGUCAUCGGUGGCUUACGGGUUGGCGGCAAACCAAGAAGACUUCUCGUCUUCCCCCUCGUCGUCCUCGUCAUCACUCAGCUUGGAGUGUCGGGUGUGCGCCGACCGCGCCUCAGGCUACCACUACGGCGUCCACGCCUGCGAGGGCUGCAAGGGUUUCUUUCGGCGGACCAUCCGUCUCAAACUAGAGUACGACAAGUGCGAACGCCGCUGCAAGAUCCAAAAGAAGAACCGCAACAAGUGCCAAUACUGCCGCUUCCAAAAGUGCCUGUCUGUGGGCAUGUCCCACAACGCCAUCCGUUUUGGUCGGAUGCCCCAGUCGGAGAAGCUGAAGCUGAAGGCGGAGAUGGUAACAGGGGAACGUGAGGUGAAGGACCCCCAGCUGGCCGACCAGAAGACGCUGGCCCGACAGAUUUACGAGGCUUACCUCAAGAACUUCAACAUGAACAAGGCCAAGGCCCGGACCAUUCUCACGGGGAAGACUAGCACACCGCCUUUGGUCAUCCACGACACGGACACGCUGCAGCUAGCGGAGCAGACCCUAGUGGCCAAGAUGGUAGGCUCGGGGGAGGUCCUAAAGGACCGUGAGGCGGAGGUGCGCAUCUUCCAUUGCUGCCAGUGCACCUCAGUGGAGACGGUGACCGAACUGACGGAAUUCGCCAAGUCGGUGCCAGGUUUCUCCAAUCUGGACCUCAACGACCAGGUGACGCUGCUGAAGUACGGCGUUUACGAGGCCCUCUUCGCCAUGCUGGCCUCGUGCAUGAAUAAGGACGGGCUCCUGGUGGCGUACGGAUCGGGAUUCAUCACGCGAGAGUUCCUCAAGAGCCUGCGGCGGCCCUUCAGUGACAUGAUGGAGCCCAAGUUCCAGUUCGCCACAAAGUUUAACGCCUUGGAGCUGGAUGACAGUGAUUUAGCGCUCUUUGUGGCCGCCAUCAUAUGUUGUGGAGACCGGCCGGGCCUGGUGAAUGUAACGCACAUCGAGCGCAUGCAGGAGAACAUCGUGCAGGUCCUACAGCUCCACCUGCUGGCCAACCACCCAGACGACACGUUCCUCUUCCCUAAGCUGCUGCAGAAACUGGCCGAUUUGCGACAGCUGGUAACCGAGCACGCUCAGCUCAUACAGGAGAUCAAGAAGACGGAGGACACGUCACUGCACCCACUCCUACAGGAAAUCUACAGAGACAUGUAUUGAGCAGCUCCUCCUUCUCCCCUUUGUUUUUGUUGUUUUCCUCCAUAAGCUAGGGGUUGGACCAGUGACACCCCCUUUUCUAACGACGCAAGGGCUUCUGUUAGCUUGUAUGAAGUCUUGUUUCCACCAAGCAGUGCAGUUUUCAAUUGGAUAGAUUGGUGUAUAAGUCACCCCCCCGGGUUUCUUACACCGGGCUUGCAUUGUACCAUUUAGCCGAUAGGGCGACCGUAUGCAAAACUCAUGCAAGAGUCUGUCUGACAAGCAAAAAGCACAGCAAAAACCUCAUAGCAGUAACUGCCAUGACAAACACUUGACACUAAACAGCUGCAUUUUUUCUGUUUUUACACAUUGGCUGCCAUUGACAACAAUAGACAAUCCAUUUUAAAGCAGUAGUUCAGAACUUUUGCCAUUAGGCUUAAUCUUUGAGUUAGCUGGGGUUUAAUUAGUUGGUGGAGUUGAUUUCAACAAAUUCUGUGCGGUUUGCAAGUUAUUUGUUAGUUUCAGGGCUCUGGAGUGGCUAAGCUAGCGCGUGUCAAUGGCGACUUCCUAGCAUGCCAAUAAAAACGAUAAGAUUUUUGAACAGAUCCAACAUAGUCCAAAAAAAUCAAAACACAGAUCAUUGUUCCAAAACUCCCUUGAGGCCAAAACAAUGUCACAAAAAAACUGCCGUAAUUCAUAUAAUUCUACAGGACUAUUUUUUUAGAGGCGUAAUACGACUAGAGAGGAGUGCUUCGGCUAAUCGUGCUCACGCUGCAUUCGAGGAAUGUGGGAAGUCUGACUUAUCCUGCUUGGAGGGUACCGUUGGGACAUCAAAGUGUUCCAAAUAAACAGCAAAGAUGGCUGAUCAUGACAAGUUAUUUUUUAUUUUGUCCAUCAAAAGACAUUUUGACGUCCAGCAAACCUGCCUUCUCAUAAGCGAUCAAAUAGUGGAGGCGUUCCAAUCGGAGGUUUGAAACUGACUUCCCACCUUCCUUGAAUGCAGCAUCAGUCUGCUGAGUUAACUGACAGCCGGCAACAUGGCGAAAUGUCCAUUUACAGGCUGUGGAAACAGAAGAAAUGGGCAAAGGAAAGUUUCCACAAAUUCCCUAUGGAGAACGAGGAACAAUAUAAAGUAGUUACAGAUCUUCAGAUCUUCUGGAUUACAAAUGUUGCUGUUCAUACUGCAAUUAUUGACAUGCAAUUGUAAGUUUUAAUAACUUUAUCCUGAAAACAUAGCCAACACUAUUAUAACGACAUAUGCAUGCAUGAGAAUCACCGAUGACCCAUGCAAUCAAUAGUGUUGGCUCUGUUUUCACGAUAAAGUUAGUAGAAUUUACCAUUGCAUGUCAAUAGUUGUAUGAACAGCAACAUUUGAGUGAUAUCAAAUCGGGGGGGGUUUUCACCGCAGACGGAGCACUCUCUAUUGUGGUUGCACUACGCAUCUAAAAAAUAGUCCUGCUUUAGAAUGAGAUGAAUGAGAUGGCAUUUUGGUGUGACAUUGUUUUGGCCGCAUGAGUAUUUCGAACAAUGAUUUGCAUUUUGAAUUUAUUUUACUACGUUCCAUCUAGUAAUAUUGUUUUUUUAUUGGCAGGCUCUGUUGACUCACGCUAGCUUAGCCACUCCUGCGCCCUAAAACUAACAAAUAAUUGACAAACUGCACGGAAUUUGUUGAAAUCAACUCCACCGACUUAUUAAACCCCUGCGAACUCGAAGAUUCAUGAUGUCAGAAAUUCUGAACUUUCCCUUUAAGGACCUAAACUGCACCGCUUGAUUGAAUCUUGGCUGAAAAAGGUGAUGUGGGCGAGCCGCUAACGAUCAACGGUGGUUUGAGGCAGCAACUGCUCUACACUCCAAGGUGGCAGAUAUAUUUAUACAAAUGUAACUCUUGGCUGCCAUUGCCAAUGGGAGGUCUGACAAUGAAUGAUUGCUGCCAGGCUCUCCUAAGCAAAACUGAUUAGAUGUCUAUCACCAUCAAUGGCACUGAAACAUAAUCAUUCACUGCCCUCCCAGUUCAAAUGGAUUUGACGUCUACAGCCGUCGUUGGCAGCCAAUGAGUUUAUGUUAGCCUCAACUCAAAAGACUUUACCAUUACACCCGAAAAUGAGGAAGAGUGAACUGUCACUCCAGCAGAAUGUAGUUUUUUUAAGUGUGUAUAUAGGAGUAAUCUAAAGCCAUAAUCUUUUGCAGUUAAGUGGCAUCUGUGAGUAGUAAAAUGUUGACACACGUGAUGCCCUGUCCUCAUGUACUCAUUUAAUGUUCUUUAUAAUUAUAUUAUGGAUAGAAAAACUCUACACACCCCUGUUCUAAUGUCAGAUUGUGUGGCAUAUAAAUAUUAGACCAAAUACACUCACCGGCCACUUUAUUAGGUACACCAUGCUAGUAACGGGUUGGACCCCGUUUUGCCUUCAGAACAGCCUCAAUUCUUAGUGGCAUAGAUUCAACAAGGUGCUGGAAGCAUUCCUCAGAGAGUUUGGUCCAUAUUGACAUGAUGGCAUCACACAGUUGGUGCAGAUUUGUCGGCUGCACAUCCAUGAUGCGAAUCUCCCGUUUCACCACAUCCCAAAGAUGCUCAAUUGGAUUGAGAUCUGGUGACUGUGGAGGCCAUUUGAGUACAGUGAACUCAUUGUCAUGUUCAAGAAACCAGUCUGAGAUGAUUCCAGCUUUAUGACAUGGCGCAUUAUCCUGCUGAAAGUAGCCAUCAGAAGUUGGGUACAUUGUGGUCAUAAAGGGAUGGACAUGGUCAGCAACAAUACUCAGGUAGGCUGUGGCGUUCCAACCGAUGCUCAAUUGGUACCAAGGGGCCCAAAGAGUGCCAAGAAAAUAUUCCCCACACCAUUACACCACCACCACCAGCCUGAACCGUUAAUACAAGGCAGGAUGGAUCCAUGCUUUCAUGUUGUUGACGCCAAAUUCUGAACCUACCAUCCGAAUGUCGCAGCAGAAAUCGAGACUCAUCAGACCAGGCAACGUUUUUCCAAUCUUCUAUUGUCCAAUUUCGAUGAGCUAGUGCAAAUUGUAGCCUCAGUUUCCUGUUCUCAGCUGAAAGGAGUGGCAACCGGCGUGGUCUUCUGCUGCUGUAGCCCAUCUGCCUCAAAGUUCAACGUACUGUGCGUUCAGAGAUGCUCUUCUGCCUACCUUGGUUGUAACGGGUGGUUAUUUGAGUAACUGUUGCCUUUCUAUCAGCUCGAACCAGUCUGGCAAUUCUCCUCUGACCUCUGGCAUUAGGGUUGCCACCUUUCAGAAAUAAGAAAAACGGGACACCCCCCUCGCGCCCAAAGCUGUACAGGCAGAGAAAACAAGGGACAUCCCCAAAACUCCUAAAAUGCAUAGAAAUGUAUCUAUUCAUUUAUAUUCUGUAUUAGUUCAAUACGGAACGUAACAUUUAAUUCCCAAUUUCGGAUCGUUCCGUAUUUUAAGGGACAGGUGGCAACCCUAUCUGGCAUCAACAAGGCAUUUCCGCCCACAGAACUGCCGCUCACUGGAUAUUUUUGCUUUUUCGGACCAUUCUCUGUAAACCCUAGAGUUAGUGAAAUACUCAGACCAGCCCUUUUGGCACCAACAACCAUGCCACGUUCAAAGUCACUCAAAUCACCUUUCUUCCCCAUACUGAUGCACGGUUUGAACUGCAGGAGAUUGUCUUAAACCAUGUCUACAUGCCUAAAUGCACUGAGUUGCCGCCAUGUGAUUGGCUGAUUAGAAAUCAAGUGUUAACGAGCAGUUGGACAGGUGUGCCUAAUAAAGUGGCCGAUGAGUGUAUGUUUUAGCAAUCAAUAUGUGACCUGUACAACUCAAAUAGGAAAAUUCAUAUUUUUGACAAUAGAUGCACAAGUAUGCUGUGUUCAGAAUUAACCAACGGCACACUCCUGCCACCAUUUUAUAUUUCUCCGAUUGACCCCAAGUAAACUUUUGAUGUUCGACUAGGCUUUUUCAGACAGGUUAUGUGCCGAUGCUGACUUUAAAAAAAACACUUUUAAACAAGGGUGUGUAGACUUUUUGUAGCCUGUAUGUAGAGCUAACCUCACUGUUGCAAUCUUUUUAACUCCUCAAACCACUCAUUGCACACUAAUGGGCCUGGACUGUUCUCAAGUCCUUUUCAAACUGGAUUCUUAGCAAAGCACAUGCACAGGCACUCCAGAUUGUUUAAGUGCUUUUCUAUAUUGCAGCUAACAGUAAAACCGGAAGCACAAUAGUUUUUGGUUCUGGUAACAUACAUUGCUUUAGCAAGAGAUUAAAGGUUAAACUCAAACCCUUGUAUUAUUGCAGUUUGGAAUAUUAGGGCUGCACAGAAAAGGGAAAAAAUAUAUUUAUUCUUGUAAAAUGUUUUUUUUUUCCUUCUAAAAUCAUGAUUUUAUUUUAUUCCUGGAAAAUUGUGACUUAUUUGUUUUUUUCCCUACUAAAAUGUGCUUAUUCUUGAAAUUGACUUGGCUAUUAGUGAUCAAUUUUCAUCAUAUUUUCCUCUUACUGUGUACAAAUUGUUACUUUAUUCUCCUAAAAGUAAAAAUGUGUUCUCCUGAAGUUGUUUCACGCCAUUCUAAAAUUGUGUCUUUUUCCUGGUUUUUGUUUUUUUCCACGUUUGUUUGGUUUCAAUGUGGCCCUCAUAUUCCUUUAUAUUAUAGCAUAUAUUCCCAGUGAAUGAAACUUUUGCAUCAGAAAUAUGUGCACGAACUGUUCAAUGCAGAGACUACUCAAUGUGGCAAAAUUUGACUGUCAAGGUGUCUAUAAAAAGGUACAAAUACCUAAUUUUGUAAUCUUCGGUUCGGUAGAUAUUUAGUUUGGGGGGGGCGAAUGUACAGCAAUUAUAGUAAUGCACUGUAUUUGUUGUUGCGUUAGCUGCCAACUAUUCACGUUUGAAUUGAAUCGGAUCAUAUUUUUAUACCACAGUGUGUAUGUUCAGUAUGUAUGACUAAUUCUGAUUGUUUGAACUAAAAGCAGCCAAGAUACAGCUCAAUGCAAUAGUUAUAGAUUCCCAUAAGGGACAUUCCGGUGGUUCUUUGCUGCUUUUUUAUUUUAUUUCUUUGGUUUGUUUUAAGGAUUAAGAGUCACCAAAGCUGCAACCUUUCAUUCAUUUUAACUUCCUGUGUAAUACAUGUGUAAUAUAUGCAUAAUAACACAAGGACUUGUGAUUGGGGUUCCCCCCUACUCAUUUGUCAUCAAAUAAUCUUAGGCGCCUCUUGACUUUCGUACCAUGUUCUCAGGUCGUAUAAUGAUGAUAAUAGUUUGGGCUAAUGUGUAUGAAUGACAUUAAUAUGCGCAAGAAAUACAUCGCUGUUAAAUGUAGAACUGAUUGCAGUAAAGAAUAUGCAGUAUGUGCUGUUUAAUCCGAAUUUAGUAGGAUUUUAUACAAAAAAAGAUGUUUUUUGUAGAAGACUUGGAUAUUUUUAGGUGUUUUAGAUGUUUUUAUUAAAUGAAUACGUCCAUUAUACAACUGUUUUAAACUUACAGCAAAAUUAUGUUGGUUUUAUCAUUUGUAUUUGCCCUCCAUGAACAUCAUAGUGCAAAGAUUUUGUAUGAUUUCCUACUAAAUUCUUACAUUUUUGUCACGCCCACCUGCUGCUAUCCUGAACUUCUACAUAUCUCACCAAACUCGCCAUGAGUACAGAUUACUGACCUACAAACUGCCUCUGUACCCCUCCUGUACACUUCUGUAAUUUCCCCAUUACUCAACAACAGAAAGUACAGACACCUAAUACAUGCAACGUUACAUAUACAGUAUAAAUGGUCACACAAACUUAGGCAAAUUUUUCAAGAUUUGUAUGUACAGUGUAUCACAAAAGUGAGUACACCCCUCGCAUUUCUGCAGAUAUUUAGGUAUAUCUUUUCAUGGGACAACACUGUCAAAAUGAAACUUUCACACAAUGAAAAGUAGUCUGUGUGCAGCUUAUAUAAUAAAAGUAGUCUGUGUGCAGCUCAUAUAAUAGUUAAUUUAUUUUCCCCUCUAUUAACUCAAAAUAUACCCGUUAAUAUCUAAAC